Molecule: messenger RNA, 1252 nt
Organism: Medioppia subpectinata
Lineage: Eukaryota; Metazoa; Arthropoda; Arachnida; Sarcoptiformes; Oppiidae
Source: the annotation of a GenBank genome assembly
GUUUGAAAACCAAACAAAUAGUUGUUUACAAAAUCAUUGCCAAUCUUUUCAACACAUCUCUCGACCAGCUUUUGAUACAACUCUAAGAUCUCUUCGGCUGUUAUAUAUGUGUCUGUCUUGUAAUCCAAGAGUGAAUCCAAUGAAAUGAAGGCCUGAUUGCGGUUGUGGUGACGACAAUGACUUCAAGCCAUUACGAUAUCCCCAAAUGGGCUGGAAAGGCUCCAAACGGUCAUCACUUGGAUGUCCUAAAAGAGGGCAAACUUUUUCAAAAACUAAUGAUUGACGAAAAGCGGUGUUAUCUGUUUGGCCGCAACCCGACGCUCACCGACUUCUGCAUAGACCACGCGUCCUGUUCUCGAGUUCACUCCGCACUCGUCUACCAUAAACACCUCGACAGGGCUUUUCUCGUCGACUUAGGCAGCACUCACGGCUCGUACAUCGGAAGCGUGCGAAUAGAGGCCAAUAAACCGACACAAUUGCCGAUCGAUAGUCACUUUCAUUUCGGUGCCUCCACUCGAGUCUAUAUUCUUCGCGAGAAACCGAAUGCCAAGAGCUCUACAGUCGACGCCAACCCCGAAGACAUCGAACAUCUAUUAGGUCUUCCGGAGACUGAAACCGAACUCGACAACCUCACCGAAUACAAUACGGCUCAGAAUAGACGGAUCAGUACAUUAGGAAUACCCGACAAAGAGGUAAAAGUAGCGCCAAAACGCAAAGACAACGUCCGUUUCAACGAAGACGAUGAGGUAAUCAAUCCCGAAGACAUCGACCCAUCGGUGGGCCGCUUCCGAAAUCUGGUCCAGACGUCAGUUAUCCCGCAUAAAAGGGUUCGCACGGAAUCUUCCCAUUCGAUGAUACACUACGACAAGACGGCAAUCGUCUCCACCUCUCGUUCCGAUCGCAUCUCAUCCUCAGAUCUGUCGUCACAUAAAUCCCAUUCGAAUCCAUUAUUUUCGAGCUCUUUAUCGGCGAAACUGGGCAUUCAUUUGCCGAAUCCGGCGCCCGAUGUGGACCUCAAUACGCCUAUAGAGGAGAUCCAUAUCGAGCAGCCAGUGAUGGGUCCUCUCGAACAAUACGACUACAAUCCAAACGAACCAAAGAAGAAGAAGUACGCGAAGGAGUCGUGGCCGGGGAAGAAGCAGACCUCGCUUCUCAUGUGAUUCAUAUCUCUAUCAUUAGUUUUGAAUUUCAAUGUUUGCAUCAUUUUAUAUACAGUAACUUCAAAUAUAUUUUCAAUCAUCUAAUCCUUGGC